This is a messenger RNA of Exophiala mesophila, 2307 nucleotides long. RefSeq lists its product as uncharacterized. Gene Ontology annotation, biological process: cell-cell adhesion. The transcript has 2 exons. The record is from RefSeq and is a predicted model, not a curated record. Bases 165 to 1922 code for a protein of 585 amino acids. Gene Ontology annotation, cellular component: plasma membrane. Lineage: Eukaryota; Fungi; Ascomycota; Eurotiomycetes; Chaetothyriales; Herpotrichiellaceae. Gene Ontology annotation, molecular function: myosin binding.
CUGUCAUCCACCCAUCUGCAUACUUGGACUCUGGGGUCAAAACGCACGCACCACACCGCGACUCUUCCUCUCCCUGCCACCGAUAACAACUUGAACCUAUAACCCAACGACGACGCAUCGAAUACCCUGCCUCACCAUAGUCUUUCAUUUCCCUUCAUGAUGAUAUGGAAGCUCUUAUAUAUGACGAAUCACCCCUCGCCGAGUAUUUAGAAGGCGACGCAAAUGCCUUCGACUUAGUCAACACUCCUCCCACCUCACCGUCUAAUCCUAUUUUCGCACCCAAAGGCCUGCCGAAGCUAAGAGAGAGCCUGCGCGCCAUUCGAGAAACUGCAGCAUCCGUCUCAGACGUGACCAACGAAAGAUUUCUGGAAAAAUUCCGCUACAAUGUUAUUGCCUCACAGCUCCUCUCAGACGACUCCAAACCGCGACGGCAGCAUGUCGAAGAAACCCUCGAACAUCCCUCGUUUUCUGUCAGAGGUGCCUUCCUCACCGCAUCCUUGUCCUUUGCCAUAGCAUGGCUCCUGCAUUCCCUCCGCCGCCGUUACCUCUUCCAACAAUCUUUUUCAUUCUCAGAAACAUUUAGUCAUAUCUUAGUCUUAAUAGGAGGUGGUCUGAUUCUGUUUUACCUUGGCCGGCGACAGUACCUCGAAUUUAUCAGACGAUCAGCGGCGUUUGCUCUCAGCGACUUUAUUCUCCUUUCCCUGAAUAUCGACAGUACAGCCACAGAGGCUUUACGAUUCAUCCAAGAGGUGGAAGUGGUUUCUCGAGGCUAUGACAUAAGUCAGCCUAUGCCCCCUGUCAGCCGCCUGGAAGACGCAGGGUCUCGUGGUCACUGUUCACAUUUGAGAAAAACCAUCGCCGAAACCAUUGCACUCAGCAUCAGGAGCUGUGUACAGUUUCAUGAGACCAUACAACCGCACGUCAGGGAAUCCGAUUUGCAGCGGUAUCGUGAUAUAUACGACGUCUCAAUGCAGGAUUAUCCUGAGUAUAUUGCGCUUGCUGAACACAUUCCUGCGGAUGCGCAAUACAUGUUGAAGGACCUUCGGCUCCUUUUUCGCUUGCAUUUCUCGGCAAGGAAGGUCUUCCUUUGUGAUCUGUUGGCACUACACUCAGGAUCAACCUGGCAGAACAUCAAGCAAUGGCGAGUCAUCGUCGACAGCCUACGAAGUCUCAACGCCACCUAUUCAGACAUAAGUGUCCAACUUCAGACCGCGAUGAAGAUGGAGGCGAGUACUGAUAAUUGCCAUGAGUUGCCUACACACCCCGUCAGUGAUGCGUCGGCGGAAGACGGCGUGCCUUUGUCACCUCGCAGGCUACAUACGAAGGCACAGAUGCGUCGUUUUGAUGCUGUUGCGAAUGCCGUACGCUCUCUCAAUGCCAAAGUUCGACUGAUCAAAGAUGACCUCGACUCCAUUAGCCUCAAUGACGAUGACUCGACGUAUAGCGCGGCGAUGGUGCGGCACUACGAAAACCUAGGUACGGAUCUACGCAAUGCCUUGGUAGAGUGGGAGAAAGGCCGCAACACCAUGUUCCUAAAAGUUGGCGUGGGCCAGGAAAAGAGAGUGUCAAGUGCAUCCAGCUUGCUGUCGCCUGCCUCUCCGUCUCCGAGUAGCAUUGGUGGGCAGACUAUGGUGGAUGGCAGCCCUGCCGAUGCCCUACGGCUUUUGAGCGGUGACAAGCGGAGAUCUUCCGAUGAGAGCUUAGAUGAAGAAGUGUUUGAAGCUGUUGCCUUGCCUCGAAAGCGCAUGUCAUGGGCUCCGAUGAGUCGAGAAGAAAAGCUCAACAAGAUGCAAGAGGACCGAAGGAAGCGGGCAACCAUGCUUGAGCAAGCAGAAAACACGACCAAUAUGUUGCGUGAGCUACAGAUGGUCAUCAAACACCGGCCGAACGCCCGAAUCGACACACGAAUUUCAUCGGUUUAAUACCUGAAAUUGAUGAGGAUGGGUGGCCUUUCGAGCCAUGGACACGAAUUAGUGGAUGGCGCAUCUGGGGUGUUUCAAUGAGCGACGGAGCCAACGAAUUUCUCAGUGGAAAAUAGGUAUUUCUUUUGUUUAUAACAAUUGGGGUAUAAUUGCAACAGCAUUUGUGGCGUUGAAUCACAAGCAUAUUGCAAAAAGAACUGGUGGAUAUGAUAUAUGGCGCCGUAACAAAGGAGGUGAUUCUCGAGAAGCCCGAAUUUUCAAGCAAGGCGCCCUGGAGGAAGCACGACUUCUUCUGUGUUGAAUAUAGUGUAUAAUGGGUACAGGCCCAAGACUGGCAAUAGACAUCCCGCCAAGGUACAUAGAAUGUGAUGACCAGAUAUCGAGA